AUCGUCGUGUCGUACGUGCGGCGUCGAUAGUCGACGAUCUUCGAGACUUGGUGUUUAAAGAUCUCGUAAAAUUUCUUCUCUUCUUCGUAUCUAUUGAUAUUCGAUUUAGAAACAAAUCGAUCGACCAAUUAUGUCGGUUGACAUUAAACUUUCGAGAAACGAUGCUCAACCUUGGGGCCUUCGUCUUUCCGGAGGGGUGGAUUUCAGUUUUCCUUUGACAGUCGUCAGGGUAACGAUCGGAGGGCUGGCCGAUAAAGCUGGCUUACGAGCGGGUGACGUGGUGAUCAAAUUGAAUGGAGAACCUAUGCAUCAGCUGACACAUGCCGACGCUCACAAUAGACUUGUCAAUGCUGGCAACAAUUUCGAGCUGACUGUCGCACGAGAUCGUAUAAUCCGUAACGUUCCCCAACAGUAGAACUGCUUUUCAUCUUUUAUCAUUCCCUUACAUCCUUUUCUUUCCUUCUAUCCUUCUCGUCAAUUUUCACGCACUGUACGAAAGAAAUAGACGCAUAUUUGAAAUAAGACCGUUUCAAAUAUUUCGCUAUAGCGGCGAUUUAAUAAUUCGUUUUCACCGAAUAGAAUAAGAAGAAGUUGUUUAUCGAGGCAUGCUCGCGCGGCAUCUGGCAACGCUAACCAAGGUCCGUUCGGAUGAGCUUGCGACAUUCUUGUUUCGUCCAACGUGCGCUCGAUUGACCUACAUCGCGGUACACAAUUUGUCAACUAUCGAUCCUAACUCGAAGCGAUCGCCUGGCAACGACAACGGCGUGCUUUUCGACCACUCUCUCGUCCCUUCUCUCUCCUAUCUCCCCCCCCUCCUCUCUUCUCUCUCUCUCUCUCUCUCUCUCUCUCUCUCUCUCUCUCUCUUCGACCACUAGAGAGCGAACCUUUUUAAGAUCCAAUUAAUUGAUCCACUUUGGACGACAAGAAGCAAACGUUAAGUGCACCUUAUCCGCAAACCUCGAUACACCUUUCCUCUUUCCAAAGAAAAUCGAAAAUCGUCCAUUUUCGAGAAGCCCGCUGAUAGGUCUUCGUUUAGAUCGGAUAAUUGAGACAAAAGGACAGCGUUUAUAAUUUCGACAUUAAUAUUAUCGCGAUAUUGAAAGAUUAGACGACGACUCGAAUUUUCUCA
Vespa mandarinia (Asian giant hornet) is the source of this 1129-nucleotide messenger RNA. RefSeq names its product PDZ and LIM domain protein 7. The record is from RefSeq and is a predicted model, not a curated record. NCBI's taxonomy places the organism in Eukaryota, Metazoa, Arthropoda, Insecta, Hymenoptera, Vespidae. Gene Ontology annotation, cellular component: adherens junction; filamentous actin; Z disc. Gene Ontology annotation, biological process: muscle structure development; actin cytoskeleton organization. Gene Ontology annotation, molecular function: actin binding; muscle alpha-actinin binding.